Messenger RNA from Amphiprion ocellaris (clown anemonefish), 8759 nucleotides. It is a transcript of the gene erf, whose product is annotated as Ets2 repressor factor. The record is from RefSeq and is a predicted model, not a curated record. Gene Ontology annotation, biological process: cell differentiation; regulation of transcription by RNA polymerase II. NCBI's taxonomy places the organism in Eukaryota, Metazoa, Chordata, Actinopteri, Pomacentridae. Gene Ontology annotation, molecular function: sequence-specific DNA binding; DNA-binding transcription factor activity, RNA polymerase II-specific. Gene Ontology annotation, cellular component: nucleus. Bases 680 to 2587 code for a protein of 635 amino acids. The transcript is spliced from 5 exons.
GAGAGCGAAACACGACACCCCGACGGAGGAAGAGGGGGGCCGAUAGAACACGAAGUGACUGAGUGAGUGGAAAAAGAAAAAGUGCGAGCCGGAGACGGAGCAGGGACGGACAGAGAGAGAGAGAGAAGAGCCCAGUUCGGUUCCUUUGUGCGGCGCCGCUGCUGUUGUUGUGACCGUCGGUGAGCCGCAGGGAGACGGACGACGAUUAGGAUGAAGACGUGGAGGAGGUCUCGACCAUGCGACAUCGUUCCAACGCGCCGGACGGACAUUUAGGCUCGCCGCAUUCCGUCGCUCCAGCACCGACCAACGGCAGCGCGACUCCUCCAAACUUUGACCUGCGCCAUUCAGACCCGGCCGCCUGGAUUUCCCCCCUCAACAGGCUUCGGGGCAACUUUUUUAAAACUCCCCCAGUAGAAGCCCCGCAGCUGAAAAACGGAGAAAAAAGUUUUUGUCACGAUAGUUUUGUUAAAAAACGAACUCCGUUGAAAGUUAGCGAACGGUUUUGAACUCCUAAAGCCGGGGCAGGUUGUUUGAAACGAGCCGCUAGUGAGAACAACACCGGAGGAAGGAGUGGGGUGUCGCUAGCUCACUCGGCGGCUACAAGCUAGCUAACUGCCGUCUAAAGUUACGAGUCGACGGGAAAAGUGACCGAAGCGGACCACCGAAGACUUCCACGAAGAUGAAAACCCCGGCGGACACGGGGUUUGCUUUCCCAGAAUGGGCCUAUAAGCCGGAGUCGAGCCCUGGAUCCAGGCAGAUCCAGCUGUGGCACUUCAUCCUGGAGCUGCUGAGGAAAGAGGAGUACCACGACGUCAUCGCCUGGCAGGGAGACUAUGGAGAGUUUGUCAUCAAGGACCCGGAUGAGGUGGCCCGACUGUGGGGUGCCAGGAAGUGUAAACCCCAGAUGAACUACGACAAGCUCAGCCGAGCUCUCAGAUACUACUACAACAAGAGGAUUCUUCACAAGACCAAAGGGAAGAGGUUCACCUACAAGUUCAACUUCAACAAACUAGUGCUGGUCAACUACCCCUUCAUCGACAUGGGCUCCAGUCGAGUCCCACAGAGUGCCCCUCCUGUGCCAACCGGAGGAACCCACUUCCGUUUCCCUCCUUCCACCCCAUCAGAGGUCCUGUCGUCCAGCGAGGAGCUCCGCAGCCCGGGUAUGUUCAGCAGCGUCGCCCGCCGCAUGGCCCGAGGCUCCGUGAGCGACUGCAGCGAUGGCACCUCCACCAACUCUGAGCUGGAGGAGGCUGUGGGCGCCGAGGAAAGAGCCGUGGGGCAGGAGAGGGCCUUCAGGGGUCUCCUUCCUCCCCGUCUGCCUCAUGAUUCUCUAUUCAGGGUCUACGGAGGGGCUCCAAACCCAGCGGGGCUGCCCAGACCUGCCCCCAGGGUCCACCCAGAGCCUCUGUCCCCCUUCCCCGUCUCACCCCUGCCUGGUCCUGGAGGCCUGCUGGCCCCGACUCUGUCCCCAGCCCUGUCUAUGACCCCCACCCCCCACCUUCCCUACACCCCGUCCCCCUCUCUGUCGUCCCCCAUGAUGGGCUCCCACUUCUCCUUCAACCCGGAGGACAUGAAGCACUACCUGCAGGCCCACACCCAGUCAGUCUUCAACUACCACCUCAGCCCCCGAGCCUUCCUUCACUACCCCAACAUCAUCAUCCCACAGCCCCACCGCCCCACCCCCGAGAAACCGGCCGCCCAUCACCUCCAUGGCCCGCCCAUGUCGCUUUCUCAUUCGCUGAGCCAGCAGCCCGGGGGCGGCGACGACGGGCACCAGCAUCCAUCACCGUACAAGUUCAAGCUGCAGCCGCCGCCACUCGGCCGCAAACAGCGGGAGGCAGGGAGCUCAUUGGCUACUUCUUCUUCCUCCUCUUCCUCCAGCCAGUCCUCCUCAUUCACAGGGUCUGGUCAGAUGAGCAGUUCUGCCCUUGCUGGGGGGCCUCCUAAGAUCAAGGUGGAGCCCAUCUCAGACAUUGAAUCUGAAGAAGAGGUGGAGGUGACCGACAUCAGCGAGGAAGACGAGCUGAAUCACAACAACGAGCAUGACGAAGGCGACAUCUUCACCCCGACAGCUCGCCACCGUCCCCAUCUGCUCAACAACCACCACCAGGCCAACGGAAACAGCAGCAGCCCUUCUGCUCCUCUUCCUCCUCUGCCUGACGACGACGAGGACGAGGAGGUCUUUAAGACCCCGGCCACUCCUCCUCCAGGCAGCGGCGGCCUGGCCUUCCCUCUGAUCAGCCUGAAGAGCGAGCCGGGCCAGCCGUCUCCCAUCAGCCCCGGGGGCACUCGCUGCAUCCCACUGAAGCUCCGUUUCAAACGCCGCUGGAGCGAAGACCAGAAGAUGGAGGCGGACGGAGAGAGGGACGAGGCAGAGGACAAGAAAGUGAGGGCCGAAGGAGAGGAGGAGGUGGCGGGGAAGAGGGAGGAGGCCGGGAGGAGAGAGGGCGAGGUGGAGAACGGAGGAGGGAGAGGCGGUGGAGUUAUUCUGGGGCUGAUGCUGCCACCAGCUCCCACCCAGCGCAGAGCGAGUUCAGAGCUGCACAGGGCCACGGCACAGCUGUCUCUGGAAAACACCGGCUGCUGAGCUUCAAGCACACAAACACACAGGGGAUCUCAGUCAGACACAAACACACUUCUGGAAGUCUGUCAACAAGUUCAGUAGCUUCAGGCCGACCAUAAAUUCUUGUCAGUUCUUGCCGGCAGGGAGUUUUUUUGAUGCAAAAAAGUAGACAAAACCUCCAACGUCAUCAUUCUGAACAUGUACAUGUGUCAUAUACAGAAACUGCAUUUGUGCAAUAAUUAAAGGAGUUGUUGGUCUCUGUUAACUGACCUCACAGCUCCUGAAAUUAACAGAAACAUGAUCUUUUCCUACAUAUGAUACAUCUACAUGUUCACAUCAGAGUAGAAGACAAAGUAAUGGGUUUGUUGUACUUUUUUGCAGCAACAUGAUUGGUCAGUACUGUCGGCAAGCAGCUGCAAGAAGCUAUGAUCCCUGUAAAACCAUGAAACAUAGAUGUCCCUGUGUUGCCUCUAAUGUACAGAAAGGAAGUGUGUGUCCACCAAAGUGUUUAUUCCUGCUGCCUGCCAUUUUUUUUCAGUUUUUACAAUGAGAGCGCUGCGUAUUUACAGUGUAGUGAAGGCGUUAGGAAGCGGAGAACGUUUUUUCUGAUCGCAAAGAGUUGAAAAAUGUUUGACUUUUGAGACUUUACAGUGGAGAAGGGGCGAGACAAAUACCACACUAGCCAGUUGUCAUGUCAUACUUGUACAAAUACUGAACAGCAGCUAAAAUGCAGUAGAGAAGUUAAUACUGCUGCUGUCCAAGUAUUCACAUCUGCACCACGUAACAUUUCAGACUACAACAAUAGUAGCGUAAAAAAAUAACAGAAUUAGCCGCAAAACAGAACAGCGUGCGUGGAGUUGCGUCCAGUUUUCGGACUCAGCACGGUUCUGUAAACCUUCAAGUUUGUGUACUAUUUGUAAACAUCAACAGACUUCAGUAGACUCUGUAGGUGAUAAAAUUACUCAGCAACAGACAGCUGGUCCUGAAAAAUAAAAGCAGAAAAUGUGACCAAGACUUAAAGUGGAGGAGCUGUCUGGUACUAAGUAGGCAUUUCCUGGAUAUUGGUAGUUUCAUUUCUUUUUAAAAUACAGACACAGAAUGACCCGUUUUUGUAUAAAAGUGUCUGGCUCACUUUGCGCAAAAAAUACAAGUUUUUUUUUAUUUUUGCAACGCACCAUCUGCAUGCUGCUCUCGACUGUUUCCAAUGACGCAGCAGCUGCUUUACUGACUUAGAGAGUAAAUCUAAUAGUAACAUUUUUACAGUCGGCUGGUACUUGCAUCACAUUACAUUCUUGGAUAUUCAGCAUCAGAACAACCAGGUGAGAAAACUUUGCACCUCCAAAGUGCUUCCAACUGGAAGCAUUCGACUUUAUCAGCAGACAAGAAAACACUUUGGUGGCCACUCAGCCUCCGUCAAGACACCUUUGUGCCCCUGUUAUCUUAUCAAACGCAGCAGACAGAGUGCUGUCGCUGUGACUUAAACACUACGAGAUAACCAAACUCAGAUUGUACAUUGAUUUCUGCCCGUUUUCUUUCCAAAACAUCCGAGCCCCACAGAGAGGGAGUCUGCUCUUAAUAUCCGUCAGGAACUACACACUGCCUUAUCAAAGCCUCCUCACCCUCCUAGUGCCAGUAGCUCUGCCAUCCAUCACCUCACAUCACACGUGUGCCCGGAUCAUCGUCAUCUUUAAACGCAUUCAGUCGGUCUAACUUGUUUGUCUGGAGCAGCGAAACUAAUUUGCAUCCUGCUCUAAAGAGCACAAAGGUGGCCUGAAUUGUACAAAAGUAGAUAGAAAGAGUUUUAAUGAAUUUCUCACUCAUCUCCGGUUCACUUGAAGGCGGUGAGCGCUCCUCCUUAUCUCCCCCUCGCUUCUCUUUCCCGCUCCUUUGUACUCACCGUAAGAGACAGACAAAUCCUGAUGUUACUAAGAAGACUUAACAGCCCCGAUAGAGAUUAUAGAAGUGCCUCUCUGUCUGCACCCAUCACCAUGCAGUCGUUUACAAGAUGGAGGGCAGUGAGCGAGAAAAAAAAAAAAAACGAACUCACUCUGAAGGAUCUUACAGACUGAAGAGGGGUUUUUUUUCCUUUCAAGUGGUGAUUAGAAAGAACUCUGCAAUCAGUCCUUUCUGCAGGAAACGGCUCGGACACUGUCGGACUGAGUGUCCUCCUCGUCCUCAGCACGUUCACUACAGACACAUGAAACGACAAUGAGCUGUACAUCUAAACCCGAGGAGGAGGAGACGAAGACUUUGACCUCUCAAACCGACCUGACUCACGGACAUCAAUGGACAUUUUCAGCGUGAUUCUCGUUCUACAGCGAAACCAGCCGGCCCUCGGAGGAUCUUUUCCCUCCCGUUUCUCUUCGCAGGAAACGAGGAAGCAGCUACGAGGAAGGCUGUAAUUACAGACACACUUGUUUCUCAGAGUGUGUUUGGACACGAAGCUGCUGCCUAAACAUCUGGCCUCGGCUUCUCGUGUCCCCGCGUGACUUCGCACAAUCUUUGAGGGGAUUGGAGGUUUGAGGGCAUUUGUAGUUGUUUUUUUUGCCCUCAAUCGUACAGAUCAACAGCUCUCUUCUGCAUUCCCCCGCUAUUUUGUUAAUUGUUUUUCUUUUUGUUUUGUUUUUCUUAAAUGACUGUACUCUUUCUGUCAUCCGACGUUUGUGCCUGUUAAGGACGUGGACAGUAUUUUAGGGCAUUUUGCAGUGAUCUGAGGGCUUUCUGUAUUUUGGAUAUAAUCGCCAAAUCUGUUCACGUGACGAUUGAAGCCAACCGAUUUGUCUUGGUGGGGGUGGGGGGAGGGAGAAAAGACGUGCCCAUUUUAACGAACAAAAUUUAGAAUGAGAUUGUGCCUUUUUUUAAAGCCAACUUUUAUCAAAUACCCCCAGCAAAACGUUAUAUCACACACUACCACCAUGCCUUCUGCUUUUGUAAAAGAGAGAUACAGAAUAAGCAAAUCUACACAUAUAUAUUUUAUUCAAAUAUAUAUUGAAUUCAAAUAUUAUAUUUCAAUAUGGUCAUUUGAUACAAAUCAGAAAAAUCCUACUAUUUUUAAUGGUAAAGAUAUGUAUAUAUUCUAGCGGGCAUAUUAUUACCAGUAUAAUUCAGCCUUUGCCUUCUCACCCUUGCCUUCUCUUGACCGUUGAGCUGCGAUGACAAAGGCCACCGGUGUCAGAAUUUUAUAUUUAUAUUGUAAAAACAAAAAAAAAAGUGUAUUCAGGGGAGAGAGGGGUGUGACGGGACAAACAAGCGAGCGCGAACAUUUAGCCAGACCUGGGUCGGACCGUGUUUGUUUUAACACGCGUGGAGCGGCAGCUGGGUGGAGUUUACCACGUCAGAACGGUCACAGGAAGGUAUAUUAGUUGUAUUUUUGUGUGUUUGGUUCAUUUAUUUCCUGCUUGGUGCGCUCCACCCGCCUCAAACUGAACUCCUAAAUUAUUUGCAGCCACCGUUUAACCCACAUCGGCUGAAAAGUUUAGGGGAAAAAAAAAAAAAAACACAUGGAGGCGCAGGUGAAGCGUUCUGAUUGGGCGACACAGAUGUGCAGAUACGACUGGACUUUGGUUUGAGCGUGGCCUGUGGACUGCAUCGGCUCGGUGUGAACUCGUGGUCUGAUCUGAACCCUCACAGACACACUGUCCUGGUUAGCAGCGAGGCUUUACUGUGGCUACAAUAAAGGGAAACGUGACAUCACGUGUGACAUCAGACGCCCCCGCAGUCUCUCUGGAGGAGACGGUCCGACCAUAGAAACUACACCCAGUCACACACAGCGAGGAAAUGGCAUCACUAAACCUCAGAGCGCCGCGGAGAGAGAGGGACUUCCCAUAAUGUGACUCGCCCGCUCUGGCUGCUGUGUGUGUGGUUUCUAUGGUUAUGCCAUCUACACACAGAACGUUAUUCAACACGGCCUACAGAGACUCCUGGUCCGAGUUAUUUAGCCCCGUUUUUCUUGUCCAGAUCAUCCAACCAGCUCCAGUCUCAUGCAGUUAAACCCUAAUUAUUCAAAGCCGAGCCAAAAUUUGAUUUAUGGUGAUAUUUUUAUUUGACCAGUAAGGUUUCUUCUGACUGGAAAUGACAUGAACAAGUGACAAAGACAGUAAAACAUUGUGUUAGGGAUGUUAAUGAUGAGUUUUAACUAUCUUGUGCUGUUUUUUUUAUGCAUUUUUACUAAAAAUACCGUCUUCUCAGUAAUCAAUCUUGAGCACAAACAUGGUUCUAAGAAGCUUUUGCAUGUUUUCACAGGAAUUUUGGACAUUUUGGCCAAAAAGUCAGCAUCUUUGUUCAGUGUCUGAUUGAGAUGCUGUUUCCAGAACUGUUCAGAUUCAGGGACAAUUCUCCUUGGAUUCUACUAUUCUUGCCAGUACAGGAGUCACUUCUGGUUUCCAAGCAACCUCUUUAAGACUUUUGACAGUGUGGAGCUCCUUGUACACUUUGAUUAAGCUUUGCACUGUGGCUACUUCCACUUUAAAACUCUUGAUAAUGACUUUAUAGCUUUUCAUUCCCUUGUGUCAAGUGAUAUAACAAUGUUUUAGAGAUUUUAAUGAUACAUUUUAGCAAUUUCUAUGUUUUUUUUUUUAGAUUUGUACUUGAAAUUGCCUCAAACUUUUGAGAAAAUGCACCUUCAGAUUAUGAUAGAAAUUGAACCAUUUUGAAUGAGAGCAUUGAGCAUUUAAAUGUGCUUUAAGUUGAGAACAACUCAUGCAGUCGUGCUUUGGUCAGUUUUUAAUCAAUUUUAAGUCAUGGCUGAAACCAAAGAACUCAGUUAAGACCUCCAGUUGCACGUUGUGGCUUCUCACAAGACAAGGAAAAGCUUUAAAACGUAUCCAAGUGUUUGUAAGUGCAAGCGGCCACAGUGACAAGCAGAAUUAAAAAGUACAAGAAGUUCCACAAGGGCUUCAGAAAGACAAAAAGUGGCCUCUGCUUUGGAAAAAAUGGUAGAAUCCAACGAUUAACACCAGGAGUAUCCUGAUGAAUCUGAGUCAGGAUCACAAAAGGUCCAAAAUCCUACUGGAGACAUGAAAAAAAGCUGUUUGCUGUGGUGGCAAAAAAAGGCUUUAAAAUUAAGCUUGAAUACAUUUUUUGACUUUAAAAAUGUUAAAUAAUCCACUUAGAAACAAUUAAGCUUCAUUGUGAGCAUCUCAAACACAAUUUUCUUAACAACCUUUGUCACUUUUUUGUGCCGUUUCCAACCAGAAGAAAGCUACAGCUCAAAGAAAAAUGUACUAUAAAUCAAAACUUGUCCUGUUUUUGAAUAGUUUUUAGUCUUUAACUGUAUCGCUGUCUUUAAUUUCAUUCGUUUUCUUCACCAGGCACCAGAAAGUCUCACAUCUAUCCUUCUGAUCUGGAUUUAACCUGAAGAUUUGUUAAACUGUGCCUGCAAAUCCAUUUAGGGGACUUUAAGGACAGAUGUAGCAGUUAGCAAGCGUCUGUUAAAGGAAGUCAACACCUGAACUGUCACACCUGUGCUGCCUUACCUGUCGUGGCUUCAAACUACAAACACAAGAGAACAACUGUUUCCCCGCCAGGUCGAUACUCUCACCCCUCGACUUCACCGAUGCUGUUCUUAUCUUUUGUUUUUUUUCUCCUGUAUUUUUUCAGACAUAUUACUGUUACUCUUGUAAUUAUUAUAUUAUUAACAUUUUUUUGAUUUUGUUGUACCCUCUUGCCAUUGGCCCGGCCUCUUCUCCAUGAAUUCCUGGUUGUUUUUCUGUGAGUUCUUGUUCCAGUUUGCACUCUUUCCUCAUGAACCUUAACUAGUCGGCUUCAGCGCAGUCUCUUUUUGUUGUUUUUUUAAUUUUUAUUUUUAAGCUCACGCUGAUUUUAUAACCAUGUUACUGUGGACAAGAGGAGGGUCACAUGAUUCCCACAUGAUAUACAAGCGAGGGGAAGAAACAAUUGUUUUCUUUUUUUUUGAUGUUGUGUAUAUAUAUAUUUUUUCCAUUUUGGAGGAUUCUGUAAGAAAAGAAGAGCAUUGUACUGUUUAACCAUUGUAUUAUUUGACAUGCGUCCCUUCCUGUCCUCUCAGAGCGUCUUCGUCUCUCCUUUCACCUCGGCGGUGAAGUUUCACUCCAGAGGAGAGACGGAGGCUUUUGUUUUUAUCACGGAGGAUCCACCUGUACUUCUGUUUCCCUUCUAUCUGUUCAUCUUCAUUUGUAAUUAAAUAAUAAUCAGGGUUCAUUAAAAAAGGUUAAAAAUG